AUGGAGACAUCGAGGCCUAAAAGGGUCAGGCAGAGGAAGGCCUGUGAUCUAUGCUACAACAAAAAGAUCAAAUGCGAUGCAACGCAGCCCCGCUGUUCGGGCUGCAAGCUGUACAACUCGGAAUGCACUUACACCGGCCCGAGCAGGGCGACUGCCAGCAACGCGAACCAUCUCAAGAAGAUCGAGAUGCUGGAGGCCCGGCUGGCGCAGCUAGAAGGCCAGAACCAGCAGACGCAGACCCUGGCACAGGUUGCUCAAAACCUGGCCGUGAAGCCUGUUGAUCUUAGUCUGCAGUCUCAGAUCUACGAAGUUGAUCAACCAUGGGCUCACCAUGCCGGACCGUCUUCCAGUAACUCCCCCGCGUCCUCAUCAGCAGGCCAAGAUUCAAAUAUCUGCACACAAGAGGUCAACUCAAGAACUCUGCCGCCGCUCCGCCAUGUUCUCCCAACAAUAGAGGACUAUUUCCAGAAUUCGAACCAGCUCUUGCCGUUGUUCGAGAAGAAAGCCUUCAUGAAUAUGCUCCGCGGAUGGUACGCGUAUCCUGCACACCGCAAACCGGACGCGUGGGCAGCCGUCAAUAUCGUUCUCGCGCUCGCGCGCCGGCAUUCGUACGCCUCCAGCUUCGAGGAGACGCAGAACAUGCAGCGGUAUAUCAACAACGUUCAAUCGGUCUUAAACAGGUUAGUCAUCAACGAGCCAAGUCUGUUGGUCUUGCAGAUUAUCUUAGGGUUGGUCUUGGUGUUCCACGGCUCUGCCGACCAGGGCCCGGCUUCGAUCAUGAUCGCGACAGCCUUGCGACUGGCCCAGACGCUCAAGCUGCACACCAACGCCCAUGAUGGGAGCUUUGAACCGGACGAGGUCCUCCAGAGAACCCGGGUGUUUUGGGUCGCCUAUAUCCUCGACCGCGACCUGGCAAUGAGAACGUCGCAGCCGCCGAUCCAUCAAGACUGCGACAUCGACGUGGACCUCCCGAGCGUCAACCCUCCAGACGGAUCCGGUCUGAUUUUUGGCUUCUCGGGCCAGGUCUUCAACUACUUCCGCAGCCGCAUCCAACUGGCCCACAUCGAAGGCAAGCUCUACUACAUGCUCAGGUCCGUACGCGCGCUCAAGCUGCCGGAGCACGAGCGCCGGCAAAACACGCUCCGGAUCCGGGCGAUGCUGGACAGCUGGCUGAGCGCCAUACCCGCCGACUUCCAGCCGCACCUCGUGGCCGGGACGGUGUCGACCGAGUACCUCCGGUACCUCUCGCUGAUGCACUACACCCACCUUCAGCUCGUCGCGACGACGCACCACACGGACUCGCACCACAUGGAGUGGAUGCAGGAGGUCCUCAACUGUAGCAAGGGGCAGACGCUCGCCGUGCGGUCCGACUUGGCUGCUCGGCUUCCGAGCUGCUGGGACAAACUGGUCGCGCAGGCGCGGACGUGUAUGGAGCUCUACGCGGCGACGCCAGAGAACGACUCUGCCCUUACGUGGCUAGUGUCGUGUGGGUAUCUUACGAGCGUCAUGUUCAUCACCGUCAACAACCUCGCACGCCCGGACAACCCGUGUCGGCUGACGGACCAGAGCAACGUCGACUCGGCGCUUCUCCUCCUUGAGCGCCUUAUCAAGGCCACGGACGAUGACAGGUUGAAGCGGAUCCAUGGCGCCUGUAAGGAGCUGAGCGAGAAGACACGCCUUGCAGUCACUUUGCAAUCUACAAACGACUUCUUCAAUCCACCGGGGCUGGAGUUCGGUGACGAGGAUCCUCUCGAUGCCGGCCGUUGGGACCUGAUGGACAGCACGUUCUGGGCAUCACAAAAUUAUGGCACAGCAACAUGA
Messenger RNA from Colletotrichum higginsianum IMI 349063, 1821 nucleotides. Its product is annotated as Fungal specific transcription factor. The transcript has 4 exons. Bases 1 to 1821 code for a protein of 606 amino acids. Lineage: Eukaryota; Fungi; Ascomycota; Sordariomycetes; Glomerellales; Glomerellaceae. Gene Ontology annotation, biological process: regulation of DNA-templated transcription; DNA-templated transcription. Gene Ontology annotation, molecular function: DNA-binding transcription factor activity, RNA polymerase II-specific; DNA binding; zinc ion binding. The record is from RefSeq and is a predicted model, not a curated record.